Magallana angulata is the source of this 4877-nucleotide messenger RNA. RefSeq names its product solute carrier family 41 member 1-like. Gene Ontology annotation, biological process: monoatomic cation transport. NCBI's taxonomy places the organism in Eukaryota, Metazoa, Mollusca, Bivalvia, Ostreida, Ostreidae. Gene Ontology annotation, molecular function: monoatomic cation transmembrane transporter activity. The record is from RefSeq and is a predicted model, not a curated record. Gene Ontology annotation, cellular component: plasma membrane. The coding region runs from base 666 to 2255 and encodes 529 amino acids. The transcript has 10 exons.
GUUUUGGGAUAUCAUCCUUUAUAUUUCAUAAAAGAAAGGUAGAUAAAAAUUAAGAUGCGAUAUUUUUUUUAAAUCAACAUAUACUUUUACAUAGUACAUUGUACACCCCCGCCUUAAGGUGUCUUAAGGACCCGGUUUAACAAUAGAAUUCUUCCCAUAUACUCACUACGUAGCAAAUAAAAAAUUUAUAUCGCACUGUAUCUUGCCUCAAUUUUCAUAUGAUUGGUCUCACAUACCUACAAUGUUGCUCUUUAUAAUCCCAUACUACCACAUUAACUGUUUUUGCAACGAAACUGCUGCCACUUUUAACAUCACGUUUAAAAUUCGCUGUUAAUGGUCGCCAUGUUAAUGAUAAAAUAUGAGACAUUCCGAGUGCGAUUUCCAACAAAAUGGCAGGCAAACUCAAAUGAGUAUUUAAAAAAAUGCCUUGGUACGACUCAUUAAAUGGAUAUUUUGUGGACUAAACUACAUAUGCAAGUUCAAAAAGGUUCGUAAUGUAUAAAAAUGUGUUUUUCCCCCGCAGAUUAUUUUUAACAGAGUUAAAAUUGACGCGAAGCUGAUCGGCUUCGCUGCUGCUACAUUGCAAGUAUAUGGGAUGAAUUCUUACUGUGACCUGAGCAUAGCCUGGUCACGUUGAAUUUAGGUGGACAGUAUGUAAACUGAUAAUGGCUGAGGGGAGAUACAAUCUCAGAAGCCGCCGAAAAAUGGUUCCCAACACCCCUGACCUACUUACCCAGACCCCUCCGUCUGACCACACCCCCUCUGUACCACAGCACAAGGCCAAGUCAAGUAAUGUGAUUGAGCUCAAAGGAAUCAUUCCCCAAGGCAAUGGCCACUUUGGCAGGGGAGAGGGUGAUGUUUACAUUGGUUCGGAGGAGGAAGAGACAGUGUUUGAGCAGACCAGUCUAACCCAGCCAUUGUUAUCAGAGGAGUCGCCAAGUGAUGGAGAAACAAGGGUUAAAGAAUCUGAAGUGCAGCUAAAGGAGAAGGAUGAGGGCUCUUUCAGUAUUGCACUGCAAGUCUUCAUUCCGUACAUUAUUGCUGGAUUUGGAACUGUAGGGGCUGGCAUGGUCCUUGAUGUUGUUCAGCACACAGAUGUUUUUGUGCAAGUUUCUGAGAUUUUUAUUUUGGUUCCUUCUUUGCUUGGAUUAAAAGGAAACUUGGAGAUGACAUUAGCUUCCAGGCUUUCAACACAGGCAAAUUUAGGGAACAUGGAUAAAAAGUCAGAGCAAUGGAAAAUGAUUGGAGGAAACAUGGCCCUUGUACAGUGCCAAGCUAUAGUGGUGGGUUUUUUAGCUUCAGUUGUUGCCAUGAUAAUGGGAUGGAUUCCAGAGGGGAAGUUUAACAUCCAUCAUGGACUUUUGCUGUGUGCCAGCAGUGUGCUGACUGCCGCUGUAGCUAGCUUUGUUCUAGGUGCUUUAAUGGUUUUUGUGAUCUUGGUCUCAAGAAAACUCAAAAUCAACCCUGAUAAUAUAGCGACACCCAUCGCAGCCAGCCUUGGGGAUCUCACUACCUUGUCUCUACUGUCAGGGGUGUCCAUGCUUCUAUACCAGGCUAUAGGUACACAGGUGUGGCUUGCCCCCACCAUCAUUGCUGUGUUCCUGGUGCUGACCCCACUGUGGGUCUAUAUAUCAGUCAAAAACCACUAUACCAAUGAUGUCAUUUACUCGGGAUGGACCCCUGUACUUAGUGCUAUGGUUAUAAGCAGUGUAGGAGGUCUGAUCCUAGAUUAUACAGUUGCGAACUAUCAUGGUAUAGCUGUAUUUCAGCCUGUGAUAAACGGAGUGGGGGGUAACCUGGUAGCUGUACAGGCCAGCAGAAUCACUACCUCACUGCACAUGUCAGGAAGUAAACCCGGGAGACUCCCGUCAGGUGCCCUCAAGGGCUGCCCCAACCCAGGGGGCGCAUUUUGUGGGACAACCUUGAACUCCCGGGCUGCCCGAGUUUUAAUUGCCCUUGUGAUUCCUGGGCACCUGAUCUUCAUGUACACCAUCUCCUACAUGAAGGCAGGACACACCAGUAUUACCUGGACAUUCGCUCUCUUCUACCUCACAGCCGCUCUCCUUCAGGUCGUCAUCCUUCUGUAUGUCUGCCACUGGAUGAUUCACUUCAUAUGGAGGCUCGGGGAUGAUCCGGACAACGUGGCCAUCCCCUACCUGACCGCCAUCGGGGACCUCCUGGGCACCGCCUUCCUGGCAGUUGCCUUCCACCUGCUCUAUCUAGUUGGAGACAAAGACGCCGACCUUGGGGACUAGAUCUAUGCCGGAGUAUAACCUUGUAGACAGGAAGAUAGCUCUGUAGACAGGGAGAUAACUCUAAAUUUUUACUGACCUGCUCAAAAGCUCAAAUAGAAUGAACUACAAGGCUGGUUCUAAUUUUAUGUUUGAGGCUUUGAAUACCCAUAAGGAAACAUGGCAUUUGAUACCUCUGCAUGAAAUACAAAAAUACGACAACAGCUUGUACAUUUUGGUGCUUGGCAUAGUAAUGUUUUGUGUAGUGACAUAGUCAAAGACAGCAAGUUUUGGCUAAAUCAUGAAAAGAACUGUUGUUAAUGCAUGUAUUUAGCCAUAACGAUUUAAAAGAAACUAGCUGCUUAUCACUGUAGAUACACAGGCCAACUGAUAUGAAUUUUAUCACUGAUGUUGAUGCGUGUGCUGAAUCGUAAUCAUGAACUCGUGUCUCUUUUUGUCCAUGACAUAAAUAUUAUAUUACUAUGUGUUAUAUGAACACAGAAAAACAAUACUUGUCCAAAUUUGUUGCCACAAUUUUGAGUUUUUUUUGGAAAUUUUUUGAAAUUGCAUUGCUGGUUGAAUGAAUACUCUUUAAAUGUUGUCUAGUCAGUGUAGAGAGCUUGCAAAAAGUGCAAUAAUAUCACGAUAGGAUACUGUGGAAUCAUUUUUAUUUGUGGUGUUCAAUGUUUGUGGGUAGCUAAAAUUUUCCUAGUCUGCGGAAACGUAAAUUCAUUGGUAGUGUAAUCAGGAUCAUUUUGAUAAAUAAUAAACAAGUGAUUGUGUGUAAAUUUGCAUGGAUGUAAAUUCGUGGGCAAAGGUUACCCAUGAAAGCCACAAACAUUGGUCCUCUACGAACAAUGACUCCACAGAAAUAUUUACUCUUCUGUAUUCUGCUGGUUUACAGGUGGUUCAAAACAUACAAACAUGUACAUUUUAACUAUUGAUAUUUGCUCCCAUUAUUAUUUGAAUAUUAUGAAGGGAUAUGAGUUAUUGAGUAAACUAACUACUGUUUUUUGUAUGCAAUGUUAACAAAGUUUAUGAACAUCUCUCAGUCACAAACAUCUGUUCCCCAUUUUUUUAAAAUAUAAGUGCUUUGCAAAAAUUAUUGGUAAAUCUGUACACUAUGGACAUCUGUUUACCAAACAAAAGACAUGUAGAACCAUUGCUUUGAAAUUUGUAUAUCGUUCAAUUUAAUGAUUGAUGCCUACCAUUAUGAUUGAAAACAGACCUAGAUUUAUUGCCAAACUUCUGGUAUGUUCUUUUUAGUGUGAAUUACUGUAUGCAGGGAAAUGUUUGCCUCUGGGUUUUUUUCAAGCUCCUUUCCCCUUGUUCCGAAUUUCAAUGUCUCAACUGUGUCUGGGUAAAUUCAAGACUGGGCGAAGCCUUUUGCAAGUAUAUAAGGCCAAAACUAACACAGGGUGAAAAAACCCUGUGCACAGUAUUGCAUGGUAUUCUACACCUUUUCAGGGUCUUAAAUAGUUAAUGCUUUUAAAUUCAAUUGUUUUGCAUUUUUUUUUUACGUACACUUCCAAAAAACUGCAAACAAAUCUUUUUCGGCUAUAAAAAGUAAAGUUGUCUCAUGUUUUGCUUCCAAUAGGGAAUUCUCUAUUAUUUAGUAAUAAAAUCAUGGACAUACAUACAAUGUAUAUAAACGUUCACCCGUAGGAAUCUCGUAGUCUUCACAAAUCAGGAGCACAUAUCAUAAUGUAUAUUCAAAUUGUGUCAAAUCUUUGUUUUUGAAUUAGGUUAUUAUAAGUAUUUUUAUAUGUGUAUUUAAAAUUUUAUUGUUGGCAAAAAUUAAUUGUGGAGUUUUUUAUCAAGAAGUAAAAAAAAAAUGGAUUGAUUCGCUGAUAUUCCAAUGUAGCAUGCAUUUUACAUUAAUUUGUCCUUGCUGCAAUGGAUGCCAUUUAUUUAACAUAUUUAACAAAUGUGAUGAUUCUUGAUAAUAUUAUGAUUUUUAAUCAUACUUUAUUUGUAAUGAUUUUAAGGAUGCUUGUCCUGUGAUAUUUUGUGAGAGAAAGGUUGUUUGAUGUUGAAAGGGAUUUUUUGUGUAAUUUCUGUGUCAACAUAUCUAGAUUUGAAGAGUUUGAUAAGCCAACCUAUCUGGUUUUUUUAAUGCUCAGUAUGAUGGUCAUCAAAUGACAUGUUCUUGGCUAGAAACUCUAUUCAAAAUAAAUAACUUGGGAAUAAUGUAUCAGGAUUCUAUUUAUCGCAAUAUAUGUUUAUCAAAUUGUUUGUCUCAUUUUAAACCCUUGUUGCUCUGGUGACACAGAUGCACUAGUAUGUGGGGAUAUUGUAUUGGGAAAUGGGCUCUUGUAAUUUACUUGUCAGUGAAGUGUGAAGUCGGUCUUAUAAUUUUUAUUUUUAUCUACAUAGACAAUCCUUUGAAAUCUUAAUCUAUUUUCUAUUUUGAAAAAUGAAACCGAUUACACUAUAGAUACAUUCAUUCUUAUGAUAUCAUGUACUAAGAUUCAUUUUGUGAAACAUUAGAAUUUGACCCUCUCCUGGCAUUCCACUACUUUUGGUACAUUCCUCUCCUCUGUGUUUAUAUGGUGCUCAUAGAAGGCAGUGAUUUCAAGGAAAGUUGUCCCUAUAUACUGUAAGGUUAUUAAUAUUUUGCCAAAACCAAUAAACUUACAAACCAUU